This is a messenger RNA of Phlebotomus papatasi, 4322 nucleotides long. RefSeq names its product nuclear pore complex protein Nup160 homolog (gene Nup160). Bases 123 to 4256 code for a protein of 1377 amino acids. NCBI's taxonomy places the organism in Eukaryota, Metazoa, Arthropoda, Insecta, Diptera, Psychodidae. Gene Ontology annotation, cellular component: nuclear pore. The transcript has 4 exons. Gene Ontology annotation, molecular function: structural constituent of nuclear pore; protein binding. The record is from RefSeq and is a predicted model, not a curated record.
GAAAAGUGACGACUACCGGCAAAACACUGUGCGCAUUUUUCUCGAUCUGUGGCUUUAUUUUAUAAUUUAUACCAAAAAUACAUUUCACAUUGAGUUCUAAGUGAUUGCUUUGUGUUUAUGAGAUGGAGGAUCACAACAUGAGAUACAGGGAAGUUAUCCCAAAUCAAUCAGUUGAAGAGAAAUGGAAAGAAAUCACACUAACCUUUGGAGGAACACAGAGUACUCUCCAAGAUAUACGCAUUCCUGACAAAGCUGGUGGAUUCGGGUAUGAGAAUAGGUCCUAUCCCGAGAGUCGCAACAGGUUUAUUUACUGGAGGACAUCUCAUGAUGUCCUGGAGUUGUCGGAAAUGAGCCUGGAUCUCAAUUUGAUUGACAACAACGUAAGGUACAAAUUUUCAGAGUCUCCAAUCUUGGCAGUGUCCAUUUGCGAAUUGGUAGAUUUUGUUGUGAUCCUUGUGGCUACUGUAAGUAGUGUCCAUCGAUUGUACUAUCCGCAUCCGAAUCAAUUGCACAAGUCUCAUGGAUUAGACACAAAGUGCAUGUCGAUUUUCAAAGAGGCUUCAGUGACUCAGGCCAGAGAUCCUCUGACUUUUCACAUGAUUGGUACACCAUCAUCAACCAAUCAGCCCAUUGCCCAUUCUGCAGCCUGUGGAAUGGAUCCGAUGGGUUCUGAAGCGUACUUUGCUCUAGCUUGGCAGAAUUCCCUUACACUCUUCACCAUGAACUGCUCAAAUGGGCACACACUGGCAAUGGAAUUGCGUCAAAGUACUGUGGUUCCUAGGAUCCUGUCCAAUUUCACGGGGGUUCUCCGUGGAAAGAAUACCUCAAAUAAUCAAUGCGUAAAUUCACUUGUGUUUUAUUUGAUGGGUGAUGAAAUGGUUCUGUUUGCUCUGUACAGAGAUAAUUUCCUACGGAUGUGGUCCCUGGGAAAUGGACAGUGCUUGGCCACGAUUAAUUGUCAUGAAGAGAGUACAGAGCCAAGAUUUCAGAGUCCUCAGAAUAGUACACUUCGCAGUGGAUGUUCCAAUACAAUUUGCGCUUUUAUGAGUUACACGUCCGGAUGCGAAUUUGUGAUUAUUAGUAUUCUUCCGGAUCCACUUGGGGGCACAAAUCAUAGCCUCAAUCUCAUAAAUAUUAUCUUGGCGCCAAAUUAUGAUCUUGUGGAUUAUCAACUGACAGAAAAUCGCAUCUGGGGACUUUUUUGCAAUUCUGAGGGUGAAUACAAAGUGUCCAGUGUGAGUCUUGUUCCGGGGAAUGGUGUCAAUUGGGUUUCUGCGGGUCUGGAAUCACUUCCAGAUCGUUUCAGUGUGCAAAUGGAAAUGACAACGGAUGCUAGACAAGCCUACUGCUCGUACAUCUUCCAGCCGGGACGUUUCCAGAGGAGUAUCAUUGCCAAGGCUCUUGUAACAUUCAGACGAUCAAAUAUUCUUCCGGAUACAAAUUAUCCGAUAAAUUUGCUCAAAGAUCGCGUUUGCAAUGCAGUAGCCACGGAGAUUGAGAAUGAAAUACGUGGUUUGGAGUUACCUGAUGAGGAAUACAUUGAGAUUUCUUUGCAAUUCUGGGAGAGAUUCUAUUCAUGCUGUGAACAGUAUCACAUGAAAGCCUGUCAGCCAAUUGGUUUGAUUCCUCUUGAGCUGGAAUCUCUCGAAACAGUGUGCAUCGUGAAGAAGAAUAUGUUCUCUUUACUCCGUCAAUGUGAAUUCCUGGAGCACUGUAUGUUGUCCGGAAGUCAGGAUGCUGAAGAUCUUGGUCAAAUUCCAAAAGAUUUUGCCGGCAAUUCCCAAAAGAUGGACAAUUUGAUGAAAUUGGUGACAAUUUUGGCGGAUAUUGAACAACAAAUUCCCGAUGAGGAUAAAUUGGAUAUUGACAGAAGACUCUAUCAGCUGCAAAUGCCCAUUAAUAUUGUCGAUAAACUCGUGGAGGAUAUGCUAGCGGGAGAACAUGAUAAAACUCCCCUCAGUCGAACUUUUCUCACGCAAAUCCGUCAGCAAGCGUUGAAUAUCAAGAACGUUCCCGAGGCAAUGCAUACUCUCCUGGAAGCCCUGCGAUUGGACUUUGGAUCGCAUGAAGAUAUGCAGGCACUGCCUGAUCCCUUGGAACAAAUCUCACAGAGUCACGUGAGGAAUCUCUUUGCCAGCCAAUUUGGCAUUUCCCUCGUGGCUGAGUCCCUUCAGCAAAUUGCCACAAUUCGAUAUAUUUUGUGCAGGAAUCUCCUGAUUCUGCAGCACAUCCUCAUUGACACCACAGCGCUGUCCAGUGAUAUCCUAGAGAAUAUUCGAUCACAUAAAAUCCCAGAGACAGAAGUCUUUGUCCAGGCUUACUUUGUCAUUGUGUGGAUAGCUAAGACUUCGGCUGAUCCGGGUUUGAUGAGCAAUGCCCUAGAUAGCAGUAUCAAUCGCCUAAAUAACUUGCACCUGUCCGAUGCGAGGCAGUAUCUUCUGAAGACAACUCAACCCUGCUCGCUACUGGAGCUCUUUCUCAAGAGCAAGGGAUGGCAAAUGACACUAGAGCACUACGUAUCCGGAAACUAUCGCAUGUUGAUGGACAACAAACAACAGAUGACUCUGCUUCCACUGGCCACAAUUGUGGGUCAAUUGGUGUGGCCGGUAUCGGGAAAUUUUGCUUUUGGAGCUUGGUUAAUUGGAAGUUGUCAGCACAUCCAUAUUCAGGAUUAUGUGAGGCUGCUGAAUGGAUGGUGCGAAUGGAACAAUUGUUCUCGCCAAUUUAUCCUGGGUGUAUCGAUGUUGGAUAGUGGAGAAGUUGAGAAAGCUUACGAUCUGUUCAUUCAAGCUUCACGGGGGGUUUAUACGGAGCCCUUUUUGAUGGACAAGAUCAUUGGGCAGGAUGUGGAUGGGGAAGUGACGACAGGAGAGGCCAUUGUUAUGUAUUACUUGAAAGUGAUUCGACUUUUUGAGCAAUACAAUGCUCUGCAUUGUGUCAUCAGAUUGGCUCAGAGUGCCAUUCAAUUGCUCAUGCCAAAGCAUCCACAAUUGGCCAUGUUUCAGUCGAUCAUGUUUACUAAUCAUUUGGCUUUGAAUCAUUAUGAGGAGGCGUAUCAUGCGCUCAUUUCCAAUGUUGAGCCAUCGAGGAGGAAGGAUUACUUGAGGGAAUUGGUGAUGUGUUUAUUUCACAAGAAACGCUUGGAUCUCUUGAUGCGUUUCCCGUAUAUUGGACUUCAGGAUGAACUUGAGAGUAUUAUUGAGACAAGGGCACGUUCGAUGCCCAUUGAGGAUAAUAUUCACUACAAUUUUUUGUAUGCUUUCUUUAUCACAAAAGACAAUGUCCGGAAAGCCGCUGCGGUAAUGUAUGAGCAGGCCAUGAGAUUUGGAUAUGAAAGUAAUUCACUCGAUGCCAUGCAGUAUCGCUAUGAUUGUCUCCUGGCAUGUGUCAAUGCGCUGCAUUUGGUGGACAAACAGUAUGCCUGGAUAGCCAAACCGGUGAGCAGUAAGGAGGACAAUGGUCAGGUGGAUAAGGUGAUUGUGUUGGAAAUUGAGGAUAUCAGACGGGAAUUGCAUCAAAUUGAAGCAACAAUAAUUCUCUCAAAACAUCGUCGGGAACUCAGUACGAUUCUCAAAGUGGGCCCGGAUGAAUUAGUUGCACUCCUGGCAACAUCAAGACUCUUCACGGCUGCCGUCAAAUUGGCCAGAGCCUUCAAAAUAACUCCGACAAUUGUCAUGGAAAAUCUAGCUUCGGCUUGUGUUCAUGCAUCAUCGGAACAGAGCAAUGAAGUUUGGAUGUGGCUGCAGGAAAAUGACCUAGCAGAUCUUCCCCUCAAGAAUUCCCCAAUGGCCAUGGCGUGGAAUUUACUGGAGAAAUUGCUGGUGGAAAAUGAAGUUUCCGGAACGACAAUUCUGCGUAGGAGUGUCGCCAAGAGAAUUCUCCAUUUAGGCGCAUUCUUGCCCCAUUGGCUCUUUCUGUCGUACAAAAAGGACAAUCCCAGUGAACUCUUGCAUCUCUUUGUCAUCCAUGGGCAUCUGGUGGAAGCUACGGAUUUCGCUGUGGCCUACAUAACGUCCAUGCUAGGCAAUAACUAUGAAGCUUUUGGCCUCAGAAAUUCCCUACUGUCCAAUGAAGCUGCCCUCUGUUUUCCCGUUCAAGACAUUGAUCUCCUCCUGCAUGCCCUUAAGCUCAAUUUUGACUACGACACUGAGUACGAGGAAGCCCACAAGAAACUCAUAAACAUUGUUGAUGAAUACCUUCAGGCAGCAGAAAGUGUCUCAAACAAUAAAAUUCAGUAUGAACUUCAGAGGUCUUAGCCAUUUAUUUUAUAAAAACAAUUUCAUUCUUUUUUUUUUUUCAAAUAAAAAAGUUUUCAAGCAAAA